This is a messenger RNA of Sporisorium graminicola, 3204 nucleotides long. RefSeq lists its product as uncharacterized. Gene Ontology annotation, cellular component: cell periphery; cell septum. The transcript has 2 exons. The record is from RefSeq and is a predicted model, not a curated record. The coding region runs from base 1 to 3204 and encodes 1067 amino acids. Lineage: Eukaryota; Fungi; Basidiomycota; Ustilaginomycetes; Ustilaginales; Ustilaginaceae. Gene Ontology annotation, molecular function: chitin synthase activity.
AUGAGCCAAUACAAUCGCUACGGUGGCUCUGGCCACCCCUACGAACCUUAUACUAGCUCACAGCAGCAGCAACCGCAACACUACAAUAACCAAGAUGCGCAAUCCGCCUACCCUUCAGACUCGCAGUAUCAAUACAAUCAGCAGCACUCUUACGGCGCCUACGACAAUCAGCAGCCUGAGUAUCAAGAGGCGCCCGUAAAGCCACAAAGACAACCGUCCAGGCUGAGGUCCAAUUCUUCGAGCAGCCGCUCAGCCACACACACUCCGGCUUUUUACAACACCGACAUCCCCCCUGUCCCGUCCAAUCUCUCCGUCGCGAGACAGAGGGCAGAUCCGAGUCACUCUCUUCCUCCUUCCUCUUCAGCCUACGCUUCUAACUCAAACGUUCCUGGCAGCUACCAACACCCCAGCCACUGGGAUCCCAACGCAUCCUACGACACGGCUCCCAGCGCUCCUCUCUACGAUCCCACGCCUCUCCCGGGGUCCGGCCAGCUCAACGCAAACCCUUCGCAGCACAGCAUCGACCUUGGCGCGCACGAUUCAAAUACCUACGACCACGCCAUGCAGCAAAACUAUCCCUACGGCGGUUCAGCUGCCUUUCAGCGCUCCGAAAGCUAUCAGUCACGCAGGCCCGCUGCCAACGGCUACUAUUCGGUAGACGAUGAAAAGAGCACGUACUCCAAACACAGCAACCACCCUCCUGGCUCUUGGAAUGCAGGCGCUCCCGCCAUGCCGUACAAUGACAUGCCCGCCUCGCACUCGAUGGUUCAGAUGGGCCAGCCUGGCUAUCCCCCGACUCCCUACGGCGACUACGAGAUGCACGCUCAAGGCAUGCCCGAGCCCAACGCAUCCGUUGGGGGCCUCGGCGUACCGGGUGCCGUCAUCGCUGCUGCGCCCAUGUACAGCAUGCAGCACCAGGACUCGACCUUCCAGCGUGAGAACCGCGACCGCAUCAUGCGCAAGCGUACCGUAAAGCGCAUUCCGCUCCAGGACGGCAACCUCGUGCUCGACAUCCCCGUCGCCUCGAGCAUCAGCAAAUCCUCCUCCAGCAACCCCGAGUUUCGCGAGAUGCGCUACCAGGCUUGCACCUCGGACCCCGAUCGCUUCAUCGAGGAAAUGUACACGCUCCGUCCCUGGCUCUACGGCAGACAGACCGAGAUGGCCAUCGUGCUCACCUGCUACAAUGAGGACGAUGUGCUCUUUGCAAGGACCAUGGGCGGUGUCAUUAAAAACAUCGCCCACCUCUGCAGCCGGUCACGCUCCAAAACUUGGGGUCCCGAUGCUUGGAAGAAGGUGGUCGUCAUCAUCGUCGCCGACGGCCGAAAGAAGGCCAACGAACGCAUGCUCAAGGCGCUCGGCUUGAUGGGAUGCUAUAAUGAGGGUGUCAUGAAGGACCAUGUGCUCAAGAAACCGGUCGAAGCGCACAUUUUCGAAUACACCACUCGCGUCCAGGUCACGGAGAAGGGCGAGGUGCAAGUCACGCCCUGCCCCAUCCAGGUCGUCUUUUGUCUCAAGGAGCAAAACAAGAAGAAGCUCAACAGCCACCGAUGGUAUUUCAACGCCUUUUGUAAGAUGCUGCAACCCAACGUCUGCAUCCUCCUCGAUGUCGGCACAAAGCCGCAGGGCACGUCGAUCUACGAGCUUUGGAAGAGCUUUGACAAGCAUCCACGGGUUGGAGGUGCUUGCGGUGAGAUUUGCGUCGACAAGGGACGUGGUUGCGUUCUGCUCUUGAAUCCGCUCGUCGCAUCGCAGAAUUUCGAGUACAAGAUGUCGAACAUCCUCGACAAGCCUACCGAAUCCGUCUUUGGCUUUAUCUCGGUGCUCCCCGGUGCCUUUUCCGCCUACCGGUACAAGGCGCUCCAAGGGCGACCCCUGGAAAUGUACUUCAAGGGCGAGAAGCUGCACUCGGGUGAAGGCAGCAACUCGAUCUUCGAGGGCAACAUGUAUCUCGCCGAAGAUCGCAUCCUCUGCUUUGAGCUCGUUACCAAGGAGCGCGAAGCUUGGCUCUUGCGGUACGUCAAGGCGGCCAAGGCUUACACCGACGUCCCCGACAAGGUGCCCGAGUUCAUCUCGCAGCGUCGACGUUGGCUGAACGGCUCACUUUUCGCAUCCUAUUACGCAACCUGGCAUUGGUAUAAGAUCUUCACCUCAGGUCAACCCUUCCUCCGCAAGAUGUGGCUGCUCUUCCAGGUCAUCUACAACUUGGUCGUGCUGGUUUUCAGCUGGUUUGCCAUUGCCAACUUUUUCCUCGCCUUUUACUUUUUGCUCAACGCGUCUGUCAGUUCGACCGGAAGCGAUCCGUUUGGUGGACAGGGUGCGGCGGUCAUCGAGAUCUUCCAGAAUAUUUUCAUCGCCAUGUUCAUCGUGGUGCUGGUUUGUUCGCUCGGCAAUCGACCUCAAGGAUCCAACUUUGCUUAUACCUCUGCCAUCCUGAUCUUUGCGCUCAUCAUGGGACUGGCACUGUACGCGGCCGGCUAUACGACCUACCUGUCCAUCAAAGCCGCGGGCCUGACGCACAAGAGCGGAUGGAAGAUCGACAACAUCGAGACGCUCUUCAAGACUUCUGGAUUCCGCGAUAUCGUCAUUUCGCUCGCGGCGACAUACGUCAUGUGGCUGGUGUGCUCCUUCUUGCACUUCGAACCUUGGCACAUUUUCACGAGCUUCGUACAGUAUCUGUUCUUGACCCCGACCUAUCUUAUUGUUCUAUCGGUCUAUUCCAUGUGCAACACCAACGAUUUGUCGUGGGGUACCAAGCAGUCGACCGGCCCGGCGACCGAUCUAGGCGGUGCAACGGGCUCCGGCCCGAAGCAAGACGGAAAGGGAGAGAUGGUCGAGGUCAAGAUCCCUACCUCGGCUGAGGAUGCUGAGGAGUUGUGGGCGCACUACCGACAGACACUAUCGCAGCCUACGGCCGAGGUCAAGCAGAAGCGCGACAAGGCGACGAAACAGGAGGACCACGCCAAGAACUUCCGAACCAAUCUGGUGCUCAUCUGGAUGUGCACCAACGCAGCAGUGGUGAUCGUGUUUACAAGCACAUGGUGGAACAAGUACGUGCGCAAUCACAUCUACGCCGAUGCGGUGCGUCGAGGCGAGCCGGUGAUCAACCCGUACCAGUCAGUCAUCUUUUGGUCGACGGCCGGUCUGUCGGCCGUUCGUUUCGUGGGCAGUAUCGCUUUCCUGAUUCUGCGCGUAUUCGGACACUAG